AUGCCAUUGAUCCUAAGAGUGUGUCCGAAUUGGGCGCUUUCCCGAUUUGGCAAUUCCGCGCGUGCAUCAAGCAAAUAUAACAUGUUCGUCAACUUUCCCUUUCCAAUGACCCUAUUAGUUUUGUCAUAUAGUUGGCAUCCAUUGCCACUAAAUUCUACCCUUCCUCCUCCAAUUGCUAAGCGAGGAAUUGAGAGUAAGCAAUUGGUGCUUUCGGGACAUGCAACACAUUCCGCAAAGUGUGUUUGA
This is a messenger RNA of Laccaria bicolor S238N-H82, 246 nucleotides long. RefSeq lists its product as uncharacterized. The record is from RefSeq and is a predicted model, not a curated record. The transcript has a single exon. The coding region runs from base 1 to 246 and encodes 81 amino acids. Lineage: Eukaryota; Fungi; Basidiomycota; Agaricomycetes; Agaricales; Hydnangiaceae.